UAAAGUUCCGAUAAUACACGUAAAAUGGCGACUAAUGGGAAAGAGUCCAAUGGUGCACACACAAUGGAGACCGAAGAAAAUGGAAUGGUUAACGGAUUUGAGCACAGCUUUGAUCAUGAACAUUGUUCUUUUAAGGCGAAGUGGGUCCGUCUAAAUGUUGGUGGAACAUAUUUCCUGACAACGAGGACGACGCUAUGCAGAGAUCCCAAGUCAUUUCUAUGCAGGUUAUGUCAAGAUGAUCCUGACUUGAGCAGCGAUAAGGAUGAAACUGGUGCCUAUUUGAUAGACCGAGAUCCCAUGUACUUCGGACCUGUAUUAAAUUAUCUUAGACAUGGAAAAUUAGUUAUCAAUAAAGACUUAGCAGAAGAAGGUAUUCUAGAGGAAGCAGAAUUCUAUAACAUCACUGCAUUAAUAAAGCUUGUCAAGGAAAGAAUGAAAGAAAGAGAAGCUAGGAAUUCUCAGGGUUCAAGAAAACAUGUGUAUCGGGUAUUACAGUGUCAAGAGGAAGAACUCACUCAGAUGGUAUCAACAAUGUCUGAUGGCUGGAGAUUUGAGCAGCUGGUAAACAUAGGUUCAUCAUAUAAUUAUGGCAAUGAGGACCAGUCAGAAUUCUUAUGUGUGGUGUCAAAGGAAGUCAACAAUACGGGAGCAUCAACGGGGGAGAAUUCAGAUAGGGCAAAGAUUCUUCAAGAGAGGGCGUCAAGAUCUCGAGAACACAGGACAUAGGGAGAAGAUUCUAUGCUCUAUCUCAACUUCUUCAUCCCCAUCUCUCGUGUGAUUUCUGCAAGCCUUAGGCGGUUAUAGAUAAUGUAAAGGAAAAAAAAAUUAAAAAGACAAAAAUACAAGAACAUAGAGGAUAUGUGUGUGCAUGGUUUGACUUUUCAUAUUUCUUUUGUAAUCUCUAGUUUGCUAGCAUUUGCUUUUGAGUUGUUAUUAUUUGUAUUUGAAUGGUUCAUCAACAACGAAAUCACUUGGCACAGGAGGUUUUGCAUUGGAAGCCUUCGUUGGAUGGCCUGAAUGGAAAGCCUCAAUAGUUACAGGUUACCAGGCCAUCAGACGUGGUGCGUCAUUGACCAAACAGCUUGUCAUCACCAUGAUCAUUCUCGUAAAGUCAUCUUGUCGGACAUCAUGAGCCAGGUUUCAGGAGGUCAAUGAACUUCUACAAGGUCACUUCUGGAAUGUGAGCCAAGAUUUCAUUGUGUUAACCUUAUGCCUACUGGAAUCGGUUGAUCCCUGUGCAAAGUCUAUAGAAAUGACAGGAUUCAGAGUAUACAUGUACAAGUCAAAGGGCAGUGUGUACCAUCCAUAAGGUUGUCAGGAAAUUCUGCAAGUAAUGGAAUGGAAUGGAAAGAUAUGAAGAAGUGUUAGUCUCCUCAUGAUUUCCCUAAUUGUUAUUAAAUAUCCCUAUGAAACUUAUCACAAAGAAUGAUUUGUGGAAAUAGUCCAUGGAACCAUCAAACUUGUAGGUAUCUCAGAAAGAGAGACACAGUCCAUGAACUUCUCAACAAAUCAUGCGACUGGUUUAACAUAACAUACACACAGAUCCUUACCUAGAUGGUUGGACCUUGUCGGAACAGUCCACCAAUCUAAAUUUCUGACCAGCACUUAAUGCUGUAUAACACCUACCCACUGGCACUAAUUUCUCCUCUGUCAAAGAAAAUGAUGUAAAAAUUACCCUUUUUUACCCCUCUGAAACCCCAUGUAAUGUGUGAGGUGAUUUUCUAACCACCACUAAAAAAAACCUAGGUGAGAAUCCCUGUACACACUGUUGUCCUGUACGAUGUAAGCAAGGCAAAGCAUCUUAGGCAUCCUUUCCUGUUGAAUACAUGUAGUUCUUGCUAGUGUAAUCAGUGGCAGACCGUGACCCGGAGGAGACAAAGCAUUGGAGGGGCACAGCACUGUUCACAAAUAAUACAGUGCCCCUCCAAUCAUUGUCUCCGGGUCACGGUCCGCCACUGAGUGUAAUAGUUGUUUAUCCUUCUCAGGUUGCCCCACCCCCCCAAUAUUUUAGGGAUGUAUGUGUGUAUAUAGGUGUGUGUGUGUGUGAGAAUGAGAGAGGAGAGAGAGAGACAACCCAUAUUUUAGAUGUAAUAUAAUUUUAGUAUUAAUAUUCAGGAAAGUUUUUUUUAGAAGUCUUAUAAAAGUUAUAGAUUACCUUAAAAGUUCAAUCUGUAGUACAAAUGUAAAAGACUUCUCGGAAUAAGUCAUGAAGACUUGAUCUUUUUAAUGCAUCUUUUUUUUUUUCAAGAUGCUGUUAUGCAAUAAGAAUUGCAUACAUGUAUCCCAAAUUACAUGUAAGGGAGAUGAAUUUAUUCGAGCACAGGAAUUUGACGGUUUUAGUAUUACUGUAUUCAGUGCCUUUCCCCUUUAAUUGUAAGAUACCACAAAAUCAAAUUUGACUUUUUCCAUUCCCUCUUUUUUGUCAUUGUAUAUAAGUACUUAUCAGAGAAAAUGUAUUGUAAUUGUUGAAUAUAAUUCUAGUUUUCAGAGCACCUGGACUUCAUCCUUGUUCCUGUUUUUUUUUUUUUUACCAGAUUUGUCCCUUUAUAUGCCCAUGGUAUCUUUAUGAUUGUAUAUGCUCAUGGUUUUGUUGCUGCCUGAUAAAAAGAACUGAUGAUAAGAGAGAUUGAUUUCUUUUUCAUACUAGAUAGGUAAUAGUGCCAAUUGUUAUUUUUGAUUAUUAACAUCUCAUUGUAUGCAUUGUUUCGACUUUCUUUAUUCUUGCAAAUGUAUUUCUUUGCAGAUUUUCCUUUAAGUUAAUACUCUUUCAAAUUCUGGUGCUAUUUACAUUUGCUAGCAUCUCUUUGUAAGUACAUUUUAAAUGUUGUUUCACAAGUAAAAAUUUGGAUGGUGAAUAUAGAUUCUUUGUAGUUUUGAUUUAACCCUAUUUGCUCCGAAGAGAAUUUGAGAAUAUGUUUUCAAAGGCUCUAAUGGAAAUAUUUGCCUCCAAGUCACAGUAUGUUUUCCCAUUUAUUGGACAGGUUAGACUCUUGGUCUCCAUUUGUGAGGUAAUGAAAAUGUUUGGUAUGAAAAGAGAAAUUUUUUAGUCAAACUUUUCUUGGAAGGGGAAACAGGAAAAAUUCUUGAAAGGUGCAAUAUUUUAUAAGGAAACUUUGAAUAUAUUUUGUACACUUUCACGUUCUAAUCUGACUUUCCCUGUUUGGUUGUGAUGAUUUACAUAAGAAGUCAAUAAUGAUCUUUGUUAAACAAUCAUUACUUUCUUUCCACAAUCAACUAAUUCAUGAAAUCAAGUGUAACCUUCCAAUAACUUUCUAAAACAACCUCCCCCCUGAUUUAUCUUUGUGUUGUAAUACUUGUAUCAUCAUAUUUCAGCAUUUGCCAUACUUUGUGAUAGCCAAAUGCAUUGACUGUUCUGUACAAAACUCUCCUCGAUGCUAGUUUCCCACCUUCUGCAGAGUCUGUUGUGUUUUGUACUAAAACUGUUGUUUUUUGUGCAUAUAUGGCUUAACUUUUCGUUGCAUUUCCUUUUAAAAGAGUUUCUGUUGUGGUACUUACUGGCUGAUGCCAGAGUGUUUUGCACACACACACACAUGUAUGUAUAUAUAUUGGAAACUCGUAUAUCACAUGUAUAGCUGAAAUUAGUACCGAGCAAUAACCAAGUCAUUAUGUACAGAGAGCCUUUCUCUUUUUUGUUAGGUUUUUCUUAUUAAUAAAAAAUUAAUGACCGUUUUGCAGCACUUGCAUAGACUAAUGUGAUGAUGUAUAUUUUUAAACAUCAGACUAUUCAAGAGUAUAUAGAUAUAGAAGUUAUGUGUCAGCUUGUGUAAAUAAGCCAAUGCAAUCUUUUAUGACCCCUUCGCAAAAUCUUGUGCAAAGAUGCAUUAUCUGUAUGCAUACCUAUGUAAGAAAAUUUCAUAUACAUAUACUCGGACAAAGCAAAAUUUAACAUCCAGAUUUUUUAAAUAUAGCUGUGUUUAUUUCAUGAAUCUUCAUUUCUUAUGUCUUGUUGAAUAAUUUCUAUUGAAGUCUUAAUCAUAUCUUUUUUUUUCUUUUCAGUAGAUAUCUUAGUUGAACAAUUUUGAUAUGCUUUUUAAUACUAACUGUAAAAUUUGGAUGUUGAGUAAUGUUUUGA
Lytechinus variegatus (green sea urchin) is the source of this 4093-nucleotide messenger RNA. RefSeq names its product BTB/POZ domain-containing protein KCTD5-like. The transcript is spliced from 6 exons. Gene Ontology annotation, biological process: protein homooligomerization; proteasome-mediated ubiquitin-dependent protein catabolic process. Gene Ontology annotation, molecular function: cullin family protein binding. NCBI's taxonomy places the organism in Eukaryota, Metazoa, Echinodermata, Echinoidea, Temnopleuroida, Toxopneustidae. Bases 25 to 726 code for a protein of 233 amino acids. Gene Ontology annotation, cellular component: Cul3-RING ubiquitin ligase complex; cytoplasm. The record is from RefSeq and is a predicted model, not a curated record.